GAAAUAUAACCACUAUCUUACAGAGAAAGCCCUUGAAUGGUCCCCUUGCUUUACUAAUACUUGCAGUCGUUCCCACUAGGAACCGCUAGAUGGCGAUGUGUUCAAGCGGAAGUGUGUCGUGUGAGCGGAAGUGUGCGUGUUAUCACAGAGAUGUGAUGAUGUAGGUCAGCUGUCAUUAUAGCGGCAGAUGGAGCGUCACUCCAAAGUCUUGAGAAACAGUGAUGGACCGCUCAUAACCUCCCGUGUGCGCGGUCCCGUGAUAAACACAAAAACGUUGAUUAAAGGAGAAAACCUGCCUGCAGUGUGCUUCUUCACGGGAUGGAGACGCACAGUUCAGAGCUCAACAGGAAGAGGAAGAGACAGGAGCUGAAUGGGCAGAUGAAAGAAGCAGACCGUAUCCGAAAAGCUCAACGGAAAACUUUGGUGAAACAUGAGAAGCUGCCGCCUUGUCAUUUUGUUCUGAGCGCGAGAGAACCAGCACCGUUUUCAGAUGAGCUGGAGGCUGCAGGAUUACCAUACGAUCGUGUUCGUUUGGAGGAGGCCCAACGUGGAACUCCAGAGGAUGGUCCUGUGCGCGUGUAUGCUGACGGGAUUUUUGACAUGUUCCAUUCCGGACACGCCCGUGCUCUAAUGCAGGCCAAGUGUCUUUUCCCAAACACGUAUCUCAUCGUAGGAGUGUGCAGUGAUGAUUUGACGCAUACAUUUAAGGGCUUCACCGUCAUGGAUGAGAAUGAGCGGUACGAUGCAGUGAGUCACUGCCGUUAUGUUGAUGAAGUGGUCCGGAACGCUCCGUGGACGCUAACACCUGAAUUUCUGGCCGAGCACAGAAUAGAUUUUGUUGCCCAUGACGACAUCCCAUACAUCUCAGCAGGAAGUGAUGAUGUAUACAGACAUAUAAAGGAAGCAGGCAUGUUUGCACCAACUCAGAGAACAGAGGGCAUUUCCACAUCUGACAUAAUCACACGUAUCGUGCGUGACUAUGAUGUUUACGUGCGCCGUAACCUUCAGAGGGGAUACACUGCCAAAGAACUAAAUGUUAGCUUCAUCAAUGAGAAGAAGUACCACCUGCAGGAGCGUGUGGAUAUGGUAAAGCAGAAGGUGCGAGAUGUGGAGGAGAAGAGUAAAGAGUUUGUGCAAAAGGUAGAGGAGAAGGGCAUCGACCUCAUUCAGAAAUGGGAGGAGAAGUCACGAGAGUUCAUAGGAAACUUCCUGGAGAUGUUCGGACCAGAUGGGGCGCUGAAGCACAUGCUGAAGGAGGGGAAAGGACGGAUGUUGCAGGCCAUCAGCAGUCCCAGCAGCAGCCCCACGCGUGAGGACCGAUCUCCCUCGCCCACCUUUCGUCUUCCCUUCUUCAGCAGGACCUCCUCACCAUUCACCUCACCUCCCUCUCAUCACAGCAGCACAAAUGGCAUCAGCCAGGAUGAGGAGGACUAAAAACAUCCUCAUUCCAGAAUUCCAUUCUGGUUUUCACAAGGAUCAUGUUUUAAACCCUUAGCUGUUCUUCAAAGCCAUCAUGAGCGGCCAAGAAUAUAAAUGGAGCUUCACAGCUGCUUUUACAAUGUGCUGAACCGGCUUUUAUGAUUUGCAUAAUAGUGGCCAAAUUUCGCCCACAGACUAAAGGUUUUGAUUCCACGUCUCUGCUCUUACACACAUCUCCCUUUUCCUUCACAGAGAUUUGCCACACACCACUAAACCAAAAGGACGCACAUUGUUGGCCUGUUCCUUGGAUACAUUUUGUGUUAGGGGACAACGCAUAAUUAUGCAUUUUUAGGGAUUAUAACUUUUUUUUGAACAAAACACAAAUGCUUUGUUCGGUUCAAUGUGAAUAGUACGCCAGUCGAAGAACAGCGUCUGCUUAAACACAUCUCCAUUUUAAAUUAUGCAUUAAACUAAUGCUAACCCGCAUUCAUUGUUUAAAUCUUUUCAAACUUGAACAGACCAAAUUUGAGAGUAAAUCCAGCAUGGGGGGAGAGUCCUGCGAUAGAAGAGUCGUCCGCAUUUCUUUUGCCAUCAUUAUAGUUGUGGAGGUUUACAAUUCCUUCGGUGCCACUCGGUGUAUGAAGUUUUUUUUCAGCUUUUAUUUUUCAUUCAUAUGUUCUUUGAAACAGAAAAACAACCGUUUUACAUUCCAACAUUAACAUUUAUUAGUUGUAUUCUGAACUUUGCCUAAUAUGGACACUAAUUGAAAGUCUGAUGUGAAGGAAUAAUAUUGAAGACUGGCAGUGACUCUGUUUUUCUGGACCUGGCACCUCCUAUUAAACCCUGUGCUAUUCUGUGGCAUGGGUCCCGGACGUUUUGCCUGCUGAAUGUUUACAUUACCCAAGCCCAGUGAGGGGCAUUGUUAACACAAAAGGGUACAAGGACUUGUGUUAGUUUACAUGUUUGCCUAGAAAAGGACAACUACAGUAGGAUUAAUGUGUGCUGCCAUUUGGUAGUAUUCUUUCUGUCAGUCGCAAAGAUUAUUACGGGCCAGUUUGUUUUAAAUGAUGACUAUGAAUCAAAAGAAUCAUUUACUGAAGCAUUUAUGGCGUAAAGGGACAGUUCACCCUAAAAUGAAAAUUCUCUCAUCAUUCACUCAUACUCAAGUUGUUCCAAAUCUGUAUAAAUGUA
Triplophysa rosa is the source of this 2610-nucleotide messenger RNA. RefSeq names its product phosphate cytidylyltransferase 1A, choline b (gene pcyt1ab). The record is from RefSeq and is a predicted model, not a curated record. Bases 319 to 1434 code for a protein of 371 amino acids. Gene Ontology annotation, molecular function: phosphatidylcholine binding; choline-phosphate cytidylyltransferase activity. Lineage: Eukaryota; Metazoa; Chordata; Actinopteri; Cypriniformes; Nemacheilidae. Gene Ontology annotation, biological process: CDP-choline pathway. Gene Ontology annotation, cellular component: endoplasmic reticulum. The transcript is spliced from 9 exons.